AUGUUGUGGACAAGCCUCCUCCCGGCGCUGCUGCUCACGGGGGUGGCGGAAGCUGCUGGCCGAAGUAUCGCGCAUGCUGGGAAACGUCAUGUUGAGCAUGCUGCGAAACGGGCGAAGCCGAACCUUGUCGCAGACCAUCCUCGCCGGGUGAUUGAGCGAGAACAGACCGGGCACAAGUUCUUGAAUGAUAAUACCACCAGAUUCGCGGUUGAUGGAAAGGGGAUCCCGGAUGUCGACUUUGACGUCGGCGAGUCUUAUGCCGGCCUGCUCCCUAUCAGCGGUGACCCAGACGACGAGAACAACCUGUUCUUCUGGUUUUUCCCCUCGACCAACCCGGCGGCCGACAAGGAGAUUCUUAUCUGGUUGAACGGUGGCCCUGGGUGCUCGUCUUUUGAAGGCUUGCUUCAGGAAAAUGGGCCCUUCUUGUGGCAAUACGGCACUUACAAGCCGGUCAAGAACCCCUGGAGUUGGCACACUCUGACCAACAUCGUCUACAUCGAGCAGCCCGUCGGCACCGGCUUCACCACCGGCAAGGCCACCAUCACAAACGAGGAAGAGCUUGCCGAGCAGUUCAUGGGCUUUUGGAAGAACUUUAUCGACACCUUUGGCAUGCACGGCUACAAGGUGUACAUUGCCGGAGAGUCCUAUGCCGGCUACUACUGCCCGUACAUCGCCAGCGCCUUCCUCGACGCCGAGGACAAGACAUACUACGACAUGUCCGGCCUGACCAUCUACAACCCGUCCCUCGCAGCCGACGAGAUCCAAGAACCCAUCCCCGCGGUGCAAUUCACCGAGUACUGGGGCGGACUCUUCCCCUUCAACGACACCUUCCGGGCCGACCUCAAGCGGCGCGAACAGGAAUGCGGCUACGCUGACUUCGUAGCCGAAUACCUCGUCUACCCCCCCAAGGGCCCCAUGCCAUCCCAACUCCCAGGCACGCACCCCAACGGCACCACCCGCGACGAGUGCUGGAACAUAUACUGGGAUAUUUUCGACGCGAUCCUGCUCCUCAACCCCUGCUUCGAUAUCUACCAAGUCGCCACCACCUGCCCCCUCCUGUGGGACGUGCUCGGCUUCCCGGGGUCGAUGCCCUACCUACCCGAGGGCGCAUCCAUCUACUUCGACCGGGCCGACGUGAAGGCCGCCAUCCACGCGCCGGCCAACAGCACGUGGGAGGAGUGCUCGUCGGACGACGUCUUCGUCGGCGGCGUCGACCGCUCCCCGCCCUCCACCGUCUCCGCCCUGCCCCACGUCAUCGACGCGACCCAGAACGUCAUCGUCGGCCACAGCGCCCUCGACAUGAUCCUGCUCGCCAACGGCACCCUGCUCGCCCUGCAGAACAUGACCUGGGGCGGCGCCCGCGGCUUCUCCCAGCGCCCGGACCAGCCCUUUUACGUGCCGCAGAAUGCCAUGACCGACGCCUCGACCCUGGCGGCGGCCGGGGUGUUUGGGAGUCUGGUGUCCGAGCGCGGGUUGACGUACGUGGCGGUGGACCUGGCCGGGCACAUGGUGCCGCAGUACGCGCCGUCCGCGGCGUAUCGCCAUGUCGAGUACAUGCUGGGAAGGGUGGAUUGCAUGAACUGCACGAAGCCGUUCACGACGGACCCGGCGACGCCGCAGAGCGUGGGGGAGCUGGGGAAGGGUACCGCGCCGCAGGGGUGGAGUACUGGGAUGGGGAAGGGGAAGGGGAAGGGUGAUGGAAAGGGGAAGGGGAAGGCGGAUCCCCGGCUGCGGAGGAGGACGAGAUAG
Molecule: messenger RNA, 1749 nt
Organism: Chaetomium globosum CBS 148.51
Lineage: Eukaryota; Fungi; Ascomycota; Sordariomycetes; Sordariales; Chaetomiaceae
Exons: 4
Coding region: 1-1749 (582 amino acids)
Biological process (GO): proteolysis
Molecular function (GO): serine-type carboxypeptidase activity
Source: RefSeq, a predicted model, not a curated record